Messenger RNA from Rhododendron vialii, 1417 nucleotides. RefSeq names its product reticulon-like protein B1. The coding region runs from base 362 to 1135 and encodes 257 amino acids. Lineage: Eukaryota; Viridiplantae; Streptophyta; Magnoliopsida; Ericales; Ericaceae. The transcript has 5 exons. The record is from RefSeq and is a predicted model, not a curated record.
GUUCCUAGCCCUGCGCACAAGGUCGGAGUAAUUGAUUUGCGUGACUGACUGACUGACUGUGUCCAUGUUACGAGAAGUUUUUCAGUGCCGACCACAGCAACAGCCUCGGGAAAAUAAAAGAAAUAUCCGCUUCGGUGCGUUUAUUUGAACGGCCCAGAUUUAAUCGGAUGACUCUUCACGCCCGUUCAGCCAGACUGAUAAAGUUCACACUUUCUCAGCUGUUAUAAAUCGAUACAAAAGUAAAAGUGCCACAGAGAGAGAGAGAGAGAGAGAGAGGAAUUGGUUUCGAACAACGAAGGUUUUACUUUACUGUCGGAGAGGUCUUGGAGAGAGAGAGAGAGAGAGAGAGAGAGAGAGAGAGAUGGCAGAUCACGAGAAGUCGGUGAUGGAGAAGAUAACGGAGAAGUUCCAUGGGGACGGCUCUUCGUCCUCCUCAGAUUCCGACGACGAGAAGAAAUCGUCGCCGCCGCCGCCGUCGCCGUCGCCGUCGCUGUCGCCGUCGCAGUUAAAGUCCAAGGUUUACCGGAUCUUCGGCCGAGAGCAGCCCCUUCACAAGGUCCUCGGCGGUGGCAAACCUGCUGAUGUCUUUUUGUGGAGGGAUAAGAAGAUAUCUGGUGGACUCUUGGUUGGGGCCACUGCUUUCUGGGUUCUGUUUGAGUUGUUUGAGUAUCACUUGCUCACUUUAGUCUGUCAUGGUUUGAUACUAGCCCUGGCCAUAUUGUUCUUGUGGUCUAAUGCAAGUUCCUUCAUCAAGAAGUCUCGUCCAAGUAUUCCAGAAGUUCAUAUUCCAGAGGAGCCAGUUUUGGAAUUUGCCUCUGCCCUUACCAUUGAAAUCAAUCAGGCUUUCAGAUUUCUCAGGGAAAUUGCGUUGGGAAGAGAUCUCAAGAAGUUUCUCGCUGUGAUUACUGGUUUGUGGAUCUUGUCAACUGUGGGGAGCUGCUGCAACUUCUUAACUUUGUUUUACAUAGCAUUUGUUUUGCUCCACACGGUGCCUGUGCUGUAUGAGAAAUAUGAGGAUCAUGUGGAUGCUUUUGCUGAGAAGGCAAUGAUUGAGAUGAAGAAGCAGUAUGCAGUUUUUGAUGCGAAGGUGUUAAGUAAGAUCCCCAAAGGACCAUGGAAAGGCAAGAAGGCUUAAGAAGUUAGGGUGGCUUGAGUAGUCAUUGAUAAUAUCUGACAAAUAUUUGGUAGCUGCAUGUUGUGAAGCAAAUUGGGUUUUAAGUGGGCAUCCUUUCUAUGCGUUUCUGCUUUUGAGUGGUUAGGCAUGUCAAUUAGCGCCUUUUGCACAUUGGCUUUUAAACCUUAUUUGGUCUUUUUGAUGUUUUUUAGAUGAUAUAUAAUUGCUUCUCACAGUUGGACCUUGACAGAUUGGAUUGUGUUCUGAUUAUUUGUGUUCAAUGUUUGCUAGUAGUUGUGCCUA